AUGCUGUAUGGUGUCCCCCAAGGAAGUAUUCUAGGACCUUUAUUGUUUAUAAUGUUUAUCAAUGAUCUUCCACUAUAUGCCAAUUCCAACACAGACAUGUAUGCUGAUGAUUCGACAAUCCAUACAAGUGCUAGAACAGUUGAGGAACUCAAUAAUAAAUUAACUGAGGAUAUGACAAACGUUCAAGCUUGGUGUACUAACAACAACAUGGUAAUAAAUGACGGUAAAACGAAGGCAAUGUUGAUAACAACAUCUCAGCGCGCAGCCACAUUAAAUUCAAGUCUACGAGUAGAAUUUAACGGUGUCCAGUUAAAGAAUACCAACAAUGAGAAAAUACUUGGGGUUGUUAUGAAUGAACAUCUUUCCUGGAAACAGCAGAUUGACAAAGUAGCAAAAUCUCUAAAAAAAGGAAUUCAUCUUCUGAGACAGAUCAAAGAGUAUUUGCCUAUUGGUCACCGAGUAAUUUACUACAAGUGUUUCUUACAACCUCACAUAGAUUAUUGCUGUACAGUUUGGGGACAAUCAUGUCAUAUUAUUCGCAUACAUAAACUCCAAAAGUUAGCUCUGAGAAUUAUAUACGACAAACCGAAGCUAACCUCUUCUGGGCCACUAUUUAAAGCUGCUGGAGUCCUGCCUAUACAGCAAAGAGUAAUGCUACGAACAGCAAUAAUGGUAUAUCAAUCAUUAAACAACUGGGUACCCAAGUACAUAAGUGACUUGUUUGUCUUAAAGUCAUCAGUGACAAAACGAAUUACAAGAAGCUCAGAGAACAACGAACUGUGGAUACCGCGAACGAAACUAACAAUUAGGCACAAAACGUUGAAAUUCAGUGGUGCAACAUUAUAUAACAGUUUACCACGUGCGACCAGACAAUCAACGUCAUUAAGCUCCUUUAAAAUAAGAGCCUAUAAAUACUUUUUAGAUACUUAUAUAUAAGUUAUUUGUUUGUACGACUUUUAUAUGUGCUUGUUGUACUGAUGUCCAAUUUAAUGUGUAGUUUUAAUAGUAAAUUUGUAAUAAGUAGACGAUAACAGUUGAACAGAAGGCCCAGUGUAAGAUUAGCGUUGCUAAACUGGUUUUUGUAUAAUUGCACCUUCUUUAAAUAACGUUUAUUAUUAUUAUUAUUAUGUUGAAAGCGUGUUUUCAGACUAGUACCCUGGGGCCGGUUGUGAAAACUCUUAAUCACUUUCCUCUCACUAUUUUGUAGUUAAAUAGUGAUUAACUCUCAAUUCUCAAAUACGCGCUUCUUAUUGGAUGACGUUUCCACUAACUAUAGUUAACUUUAAUCACUUUUUUAUACAACUGGCCCCAGGAUUUUGGCGAGAUUUUGGCUUCCAUAAUUUUGAUCCUCUAUCUGCCUGUCUGCUCUGAGAUUAUGAAAUAAAUUUGAGUCCGAACAAUGAAUGAUGGCAUGGAGAACAGUGGGAUUUUCAAAACAAUGAAAAGACGAUGGAAGUAUGGAACAUUGCAAUUAUUGGAUCAUACUUUACUGGACAGUACUAUAAUAUUAUGAUAAAUGAUACACGCAAACUGCCUGGAUUUUAGCUUUGAUUUUUAAGAUCGUUUAAUUCUAUUUCAGAGUGCCGCCGUACAAUGACUGGUCUUAGUGGUUCAUUUAGAUCACAUAAGGCUGCAGUUAGUGAGAUGGAUCCACGCUCACAAUAUUGUUCCUGGUUAAUUACGCUUGCUGAAAUAUACAACGUGUCAUUGAGUUUUAAAGAGCUGACCAUACCAAGUUGUAAUGAUACAUUUCUACGAAUAUACGAUGGUUCAAAUGGUGCUGCUCCAUUGCUUGGCACAUAUUGCGGUUCAAACGCAAGUACAGAAGUCGUGAUUUUAUCAUCCACAAAUAAUUUAUACAUCGUGUCAAAUUCUGGAAGUUAUGCAAGAAAUCCUAAAAAUACUUUUUCUUUGUACGCCCAGUAUCAAGCUAAGAAUUUCGCAGGUUGGUAUAGUUAACUGUACUUGUAAUAAAUUAAAAUAUAAAACAAAAAAUUAACCCAAUAUAUGGCAUUAUGGACUAAAAGCAAGUAAAUUUUAAAUGCACGUAAAUUUUAAAUGUACGUAAAUUUUAAAUGUACGUAAAUUUUAAACGGCUAUAUUUCGAUCCUAUUAGUCUAUUACAGAAUCAUGAUCAGACCAAUAGUUUGGUUUUCAAGCAAUUUUCGUCCAAUGAAAACAUCUAUUAUAAAUAAUAUUCUGACCAAAAUGAAAUCGUCUCGGUUUGACUUCGUCCCCAACUCAUGCACUAUAUAGAUCAGUUGUCUCAUGUGAUAAUUGGGAUAUUUAUAGAUGAUUGGAAAAAAGCACGAGUAAGUCCAAUUUAUAAGGAGGGAAGUCGUCGUAAUAUGGGAAAUUACAGAACAAUUUCUAUAUUAAUGGAUUGGAUUGUACAAUAACUGGAUAGGAAACUUCCUGACGUCAUUGACCUCAUCCUUGUUGAAAAACGUGACGUCAUGCGUAUUGCGAAUAUUACCAAAGUUCUCGGCAUUUUUGUUGUUUUGCUAUAUUUUCCACUUUAAAAGGGUGAUAUUGAAGCAUAAACUGGUCUAAUUAUUUUAAAAACAUGCCUAAGCAACGACGAAGUAUUCAAGGUAAAUGUUUUUCGUCUUUCUUUUGUAUUUUUUUACUUAGCUACAAAGCUACGAAAUUGGCGUCACAAAUUUUAACGAAAUUUGCGAUGUAUUUUACACUGUUUAUAGUGCUUGAAGUAUUUGCUAAAAUUGACUGGGAAUACUUAGAGAAUAAGAAUACUCGUAGAAUCGCGUGGUUAUAUUUAUUUGCUCUUUGACUAAGAUGUUUAGCUGUAUUAUUGCUAAACAUGCCGUUUUUGAGAAUUUGGUUUUCAACUAGGUUUGAACAUCCAACCACACCAUCAGCCCAUUGAAAACAUUAGGUCACGUCGGCUAGUUUCCUAUCCAUUUAUUUUAUUAUCCAUGCCAAUAUUAAGCAAAGUAUUUGAAAAAUUAAGUUUUUCGACAAAUUUAUCAAUGUUAUAAUGUAAAUUUACUUUUAUCGAAAUUUCAAUCUGGUUUUCGCCCAGGUUAUUCCACUUUAUCUGCUCUAAUCCAAAUGUGUGAUAAUUGGUUUGAAAAUAUGGAGAACGGAAAACUGACUGGUGUUGUCUUUUUAGAUAUUCGCAAAGCAUUUGAUUCUAUUGAUCAUGAGAUUCUUCUUGAGAAACUGAAAUUUUAUGGAAUUACUGGGGUGGAACAUGAUUGGUUCGAAUCAUAUCUAACUUCUCGAAACCAACAAACUUUUGUAAAUGGUUUUCUUUGAACGAAAAAAGAAAUAUUAUGUGGAAUACCUCAAGGGUCAAUUCUAGGCCCCUUGUUGUUUUUAAUUUAUAUCAAUGAUCUACCAAAUUGUCUUGAAUCCACAGUUCCAUGUUUAUAUGCAGACGAUACACAAAUAUUUGCCUCUUCUCACGAUACUGAAGAUCUUAUCGAUAAAUUAAAUUCUGACUUAGUUAAUAUAAUGGACUAGUUAACCGUAAAUAAACUGCAGUCACAUGCGAAAAAAACACAGUUCAUGCUAAUAGGAACCGCACAUAAUUUGAGCGCUAAAGGCAAUGAAGUAACUAAUAGUCUUAUGAAUAAUAGUAUUAUUGAAUCGGUUCUUUCCCAAAAGUUCUAGGGGUUGACGUUGACAAUAGGUUGAUAUUUGAUAUUCACAUUAAGAAUUUAUGCAAAAAUAUAUGUUCGGGAAUUGAUGCCUUAAUUAAGAAGAAUUAAACCCUUUGUUCCAUUGCGUUCCUUAAAGAUGUUAUACAAAGCACGGAUUCAGCCAUAUUUUGAUUAUUGCUCCCCUUUGUGGGAUACAUGCAUGCGGGAAGAUGCAUAAAGAUAAAUUACAGGUGCUCCAAAAUAGAGCGGCGCGAGUUAUAACAGGAGCACUUUUCACAUUUCUGGAGUACUUUUACUUGGAACGAAGUCGUUUUAAGAAGUGACGUUUUGCUUCGUUAUUAUUAUUUUGUGGCGAAGUAUUUCGUUACUUUCUAACUUUUGUUUAAUUUUACGUGAUUUAUUCCUGAUUUAUUUUAAUUUUGGGACCCGUAAUGGAUAUCUUAUAUCUUCAACGGGGUCUGGAAAGUAGACCAUGCCGUGAAAUAUUGUAUAUUAUGGUGCACGCAUAUAGUGUGUGUGCUGUUUUGGGUCUUUUGUAUGUCAAUCCAUUGGAGAAGUCUCCCCCCCCCUAGACGCUAUAGACAAUAGUACUUUUACUUUUUACUUCAAGUAUUUUUUAAGGAUACUUUGUACUUUUUACUUAAGUACGUUUUUCCUCCAGUACUUUUUACUCUUACUCAAGUCGUUUUAUUGUUAACUACUUCUACUUUUACUUCUACUCGAGUACAAAUUCCAAGUAAUUUAGGCACCACUGAACAACACUGAACAGGAGCAAGAUUUGAUGUCAACUCGGCAAAUGUACUGCAGGAUCUGCAAUGGUCCACGUUCAAUGUAAGACGUCAUAGGCUGAAGAGCGUUUUGAUGUACAAAAUUCUUAAUGAGCAGUCCGCUCCAAGUCUUACGAGAAAAAUUUAUAAAAAUGAAAGAUCUUAAUAGAGAAUAUAAUCUUCGAAGUAAUGAUACUGAUCUAGCACUUCUAAAACCUAAAACAAACUAUCUUAAACGAAGUUUUAAGUACAGUGCCAGUGGUGCAAUGCUGUGGAAUAGUUUUCUUUCUGAGGCGAAAAAGGCAUCCUCGCUUUACCAAUUUAAACGCAGUAUGUCCACUAUACCGGAGACUAGAAUGUGAGUUAAGAUAGUUUGUAAGUUUAACACGCCCCAUCUGAAAAUCAACUCUAUGUAUUUUUACUAAUAUGUUGUGUAUGUCAGCGUGGUUAAAAAAAUCUUUUGAGUAAGUAAGUAUAACUUAUAUACUAAUAUAAAUUAAAAACACAUGUUAUAAAUAGUAUCGUCUGGAGUUACUAGUUAAGGGCCUUCGCUCGAAACGUCGAAAUUCUCCUUAUAUUUUUCAGGUAGUUGCAUCACUACCAACGAAAGCUUGUUUAUAUUAUUGACACUACCUACACUGACACAGACACUUCAAGAUUAUAAAUAAUACUCUGACCAAAAUGAAAUCGUCCCAGUUUGACUUGUGCCCGGUCUCAUGUAACAAUUUGUAUACCAAUAUAAAUUAUUCUAAUUUAAUCAGUAGUAUUCAGUGGUAGUAUUGCAUAAGCCAUGCUCUAAUGUUUGCAGGUGAUGAAUGGCCAAGUGGUAGUUAUGGUCUUCCUAAACCUAAUUCAGGAUGUCCAGGUGGUAGGAAGAAUGGGUGGUAUGAGGGAUGGAGGUUUCAGGAUAUGGAAUACGACUAUAAGAGUGCCAGUGAGCGAUCAAGAGUAUCUAAUGGGUCACAUAUGGAUGUCACAUUAGUUGGAGAUAAAAAAGAUGUAAACAGGAAAUUCUGCAUGAAACAAAAUACUGGAACACAAACAAGGUUUUGGCCUAAAGGUAAGGUUCUCUAUAUGCAUACACUGACUACCUAUGUCACAGCCAUGCAUAUGUUACAGUAUGAACUCCAGGGAUUGUGCAAGAGGCAUUUCGAUGCAAAUUGGGUGACUGAAUGACAUGGAGAAGAACAGAACAAUGGGAUUUUCAAAACAAUGAAAACACAAUGUCAUUGAAACUUUUCGAUCACGCUGGAUUGUGAUUUGAUGGCACAAUUCUUAUGCUAAGUGUUCUUUACAGAAUCUAAACUAAAGCCUCACAAUAUUCGCUGCAGUCGUUGCUCUCAAAAAAUGAACAAAACCUCCAGCCCUCAUGGCACCAGACUGAUGCAUGCCGUUCCUCAUGCCUUCAGAAUAAUUUUAUAAUAGAAAAUUUAAGCUUCACGUUUCCGUGAACGGCAAACGGCGGGUUGGAACUUUCUUGGCAAAAUUUUCGUUCAACGUUUUCGUUUCAUAUUUUCUUCCUUGCGUCGAAAGGAUAAUUAUGUAUUUCAGUUUUAAAACAGCAAGUUCACUUACUCUUUACUGUCUGAUACUGUGAACGUUUUCUUUGCCUGGCGUUUGCCGUUUGACGUAUAACGCGAAGCUUAGACUUUGUAAUAUCUUCAUUCCUCAUGCCAUCAGAAUGAUUUUUUUUAAUCAGCAUGAUCUCUUUAUGUUGUAUACGUUUUUUGAAUGAUUUCCCCUCGAAAUGUAUUUUUGUUUUGACAGGUUCAUAUUGUAUUUACAAGAGUGGAACGUGUCCGAAAGAUAUGGCAUCAGGCUGGGUGCACUGGGAUGAUGAAGAUAAUGGGAACAUCAAUAAAUACGGAGGAUUUCUACCAGAUGGUGUAUAUGAUAAAAAAGAUACCAGGAUAGAGUAUUGUUGUCAAACUGAUGGUAACUGGUAUGAUUCAAUUGAACUGCCAGUCAGUCAACCAUUUCAUUUAUUAACAUCUAGUUCUACUGGCACUCCUAAAUGUCAGAUGGUGAAGUGGACAUUUAGUUACUUGGAGUAUAUUGUGUUUGAUACAGAAGAUAGCAUUAAUUUAGAUGACCAGAGAGGAGAACAUUUGUUUUUGGAUGGAGACAAGAAAUACUAUUGUUACUAUGAAGGUACAUUAAUAUAACUCAGUUCGUAGUACCAACUGAACAUUCAAAUAAUAACGCUUUCUACAAUCAGGAAAGAAAUUGCAUUUGAAUCUUAUAACAUGUAUGCCUGUACGGUAGCUAAGGAUGGAAAAUUUAAAAUGUACAUUUCAAAGUAUCCAACAGUUUAAUUAUCUUUUAUGACAUUUACUAACAAUUUAAACACUGUCUGUUUUGAUUAUGUAUGCACUUUUGGGAAAGAGCUCAAAUUUCAGCCCGAUAAUUGUCUAGUAUCAACUCAGGUUGAAAUUCUUUGGCUGUAGUCGGGCAGAUAGAAGGAAAAAACUUACCACAGCGUGGGACAAUUCCAUUUUGCCUUCUUAUUGUGCCCUGAAGGCUAAUAAGUACGUUUCUGUAUGUUGGCGGCGUUAAAAUUUCUUGUUGGCUCCUGCCGACACGUUUUUCUUCGAAUUUUGUAUUAAACUCUAUUAGAGUUAAGAAAUGUGAAAUUUCAAAUACAUUUCUAACACAAAUGACUUGCAUCAUUUGAAAGCUUGCAAAAAACUACAUUUAAGAUAUUUAAACGGUUACCUGGGAUUUUCAAGUUCUUCUUGAGUUAUGAGCUGUUGAAGGCAAUGUUGAAGGCGUGUUUUCAGACUAGUAUACCCUGGGGCCGGUUGUGAAAACUCGUAAUCACUUUCCUUUCACUAUUUUGUAGUUAAAUAGUGAUUAACUCUCAAUUCUCAAAUACGCGCUUCUUAUUGGAUGACGUUUCCACUAACUAUAGUUAACUUUAAUCACUUUUUUAUACAACUGGCCCCAGGAUUUUGACGAGAUUUUGGCUUCCAUAAUUUUGAUCCUCUAUCUGCCUGACUGCUCUGAGAUUAUGAAAUAAAUUUGAGUCCGAACAAUGAAUGAUGGCAUGGAGAACAGUGGGAUUUUCAAAACAAUGGAAAGACGAUGGAAGUAUGGAACAUUGCAAUUAUUGGAUCAUAUUUUACCGGACAGUACUAUAAUAUUAUGAUAAAUGACACAAGCAAACUGCCUGGAUUUUAGCUUUGAUUUUUAAGAUCCUUUAAUUCUAUUUCAGAGUGCCGCCGUACAAUGACUGGUCUUUGUGGUUCAUUUAGAUCACAUAAGGCUGCAGUUAGUGACAUGGAUCCACGCUCGCAAUAUUGUUCCUGGUUAAUUACGCUUGCUGAAAUAUACAACGUGUCAUUGAGCUUUAAAGAGCUGAUCAUACCAAGUUGUAAAGAUACAUUUCUAAGAAUAUAUGAUGGUUCAAAUGGUGCUGCUCCAUUGCUUGGCACAUAUUGCGGUUCAAAUGCAAGCACAGAAAUCGUGGUUUUAUCAUCCACGAAUAAUCUGUACAUCGUGUCAAAUUCUGGAAGUUAUGCAAGAAAUCCUAAAAAUAUUUUUACUUUUCAUGCACAAUAUAAUGCUACGAAUUUAGCAGGUUGGUAUAAAGGAAAUUUGGAUAACGGGUUCCUUACAUACAGAGUGAUAUUAUCUCACCACCGUUUCCAGUAGGUAAACCGAUAUACAGGGUGUAUCAAAAAAAGCGCAAUCCUCGACUGAAAUGUAAAUUGCUAAACAAAUAAUAGACGAAAACGUUAAAGUUUACAUUCAUUUUAAAGCGUAGCCAUUCAGCUUUCUAACAGUGGGUUGUUUCUUAAAUUUGACUCAUUGGUUCGCGGGUAAUAAUACUUUACGUUAUUGCGAUUGGAGAUUAAAAAAAUUGGGAUGGAAUAACAAAUCGUUCUCAUGAUUUUUUCAUUAAAACAAACAAAUGUUGCAUUUUAUUAAAUGGAUUGUAACAAUAAGUAUAAUUACGGCUUUUCUUCCACUAUUUUUAACUCAGUUUGAAACUUCAAAUGCGAUAUAAUUUUGGCUUGGACCAUCUAAGCUGACUGACAUCAACUUGCUAUAAUUUCUGCUUACAUUACAUCGCAAUUCGAUGACAUUGUGGCUCAGACACCAGAAUGUUUUGACGAUUUUUAGCAUUCGUUUAGGAUUUUCAAACAACCUGGUCUCUUUAAAAUACUUUUAAUUUGUUCUUACGUGGUUUUCCAGAUGUAGUGACGACAACAUUAAAGUUUAAAGAAGAAAAUUCUAACAUUUAAACCGACUAAACAAUAACAUAGUAAACUUGCAUAAUUAAACAGCAACUAAAAAUGAUAGGUUUUACUAAAUCUUUUCCUGUGCAAUUAUUACUAUAGCAUUGGAGACAAGGAUAAUAGUUUGUUUGAAAGAGAAAAGAACAGGCUUUGAAGUAAGCCUAAAAGCGUUUAACUAGAAAUAGUAUUUCGAAAGUUAUUAAGCACAAAAGAUGAAUUGCGUUUAUUUUGAUACACCCUGUAUAGUAGGUGGGUAGUAGAUUUUCGAUCGAAUAGAGUAGUGAAAAUGGGGUCGUUGCUCGUCAUUUAGUUGGUGACAGGUCUAUAUAAGUUAUACUAGUAUUUUUAUGAUUGUAGAAAUUCAACCUAGUGAGCGGCCUUCAGUGGAAAAUGUUUAUUUUAGUUUAUUUAGCUUUGCCAACUAGGGCAGGGUCACCACAACAGCAUAUGCCAAUUACUGUGGGCCCUUUUACCUAACCCACCCUGUCAACUUUACCUGUGGGAGGAAACCGGAGUACCCGGGGAAAACCCACGACUUUCGGCAGAUCGUUGGCUUUUUUACACUUUUCACAUGAGGACUGCGUUCUAGUGGCAUUGAGAAAGUUCUCGUUGAGGCUUGAACGUGCGGCCUCAGAGGUGAAAGGCAAGUGCGCUAACCACUUCGCCACCGAAGCCCCGAAAAUUCUAUUACACCUGCCAUUUCACCAUCAUGUUGCUCUGAAGGCAAGUGAGGUUUUGCUUAAAUUACAUUGAGAUGUAUUGUAGGAAGUUCUUCUUGAUCUGUUGGCAGUGUCACGUUAAUUUAGUUGCCUUAACAUUUUGAGUUGGUUAAUAGAAAUCACUCUAAUGUUUUCUUAUAUUUAUUCAGUCAAGGAAAAAACAGUCAAGGAAAAAACAGGCAGCACAAUCAUUAUCAUAGCAGCAACAGUGGGUGGCGUCGUAUUCCUUUGCAUCGUGCUUGUUGUCUUAUUGAUAACAUACAAACAACGAAAGCGAGCUCCAAAAUUAUCAACUCCUGUCAAUAUUCCACUGACAGACGCAACUCCACAACAAUCAUUGCCAAUUGAUCAGGUAAAUUAUUUACGAAUUAAUGUUUAGUUUAAAACUGAUAGAGCUAUCCAGUAUAAAUAAAGUUAGUUUAGUUUAGGUUUCCUCCUGUAGUAACACUGGAUCAAUAAGAGAUGAUUCUUACUGGACCUCUAGGAAGAACAGUUUAGAACUGAUAGAGCUAUCCAGUAUAAAUAAAGUUAGUUUAGUUUAGGUUUCCUCCUGUAGUAACACUGGAUCAAUAAGAGAUGAUUCUUACUGGACCUAUAGGAAGAACAGUUUAGAACUGAUAGAGCUAUCCAGUAUAAUUAACAAUUAGACAACGAGGCCGAGUUGUCUAUGAGCGAAUAGUCAACGAGGCGAAGCCGAGUUGACUAUUUGCUCAUAGACAACGAAGCCGAGUUGUCUAAUUGUUUUAGUAUAAACUUUAACAUUAAUUUACAACUAGGCUGCAAACACAAUACAAAAAUACACAAAAAACAUUAUAAAACCAGUUAAAGGUAAACAAAUAUUUUAGUUUUUGUUCGUGUAAAAUGUUUUACAAAAUUCAGUUUUAAUUUUAAAAUUUCAUUGAGUGUAUGUUAUUUUGUCUAUUUUCUAACCCUUAAAAAUUGCCAUUCCAUAUUUUUGUUGCUUUUUUUCGGGGUUAUUUAGUACAGAAUUGUUCAACAAGUCGUCCAAAAAAUCAUCAGACACUUCGGCAAAAGUGCAAAACGCGAAUUUUCCGCCAUUUUGAAUUUUCUAUUAGUAGGCUAUCACUAAUAGCCUACUAGUAGCGUAGCCAAUCAGAAGCCACGAUAUGUGAUAGCCUAUUAGUAGGUUUAUACUAAAUAAAGAUAGUUCAGUUUAGUUUUACUUCUGUAGUAACAUUAGGCAAAUAAGUGCUGGACUUCCCUUCGAAAACAGUUAAAAACUAAUAGAGCCACCAAAAAUCUAUUCCUAGCCUUAGGCCUUAGUUUUUUAAUCUUGGGUGAACUGGGCAAACGCAACACGUGUAAUCGACAUUAAAAAGUCAUCAUUAUCGUCAAAACAGGAGCCAAGUUGCGAAACUGUUGCAGGAGUUGAUCAAGAGUUUGACGACGGCGUCGCCCCAAAAGCAAAGGAGUCUGAAGACAUACCAGGUGAAGGUAAUAUGUUCAAAAUUCCACUAACCUUGCUAUGUGUAAUACUUUGGUUAUUCUGAGAAGAAAUGUAAUAUAUCUUGAGUUAACUGAAAUAAAUUUUUCACUGUAGAGGUUGCAACUCUCCGCGUUUGACGACCAACUAUUCAGACAACUUCAAAUGAGAGUUGAUGAAAAACCCCUGAAAGCACGGCGUUUUAAUGUGGUUAAACGUAGAUUUAAGCGAAGUUAACGGCAGAUGUAUCAUGCCUGCGAUCUAGCAGCGGGGAAUCCCUGACGUCACUUAGAACAGUUGCAAUUCUCGCGCAUCUAUCACUUCGCUACAGCUUGGCUAGCCAGCAACAACUGCUCUUUCGCUCUGUUCCCCUUUCCCCACCCUGAUAUUGUUUGUUGAUGUUCGGGUUCAGUUUUGUAUUUUUGUUUUAGUGGUUUGUUUGGUGGGUUUUUUUUUGUUGUUUUUUCGUUUAUAGGAUACAAUCUAUAGACUACUAUAGAAUGCGUCCUUUUUCCACUGAUCAUCAGUGUCAGCCUCGUCCCCAGGCUGAUUUGCUGCGCCGUUUCGUGAGAUAAUGGAAACCACUGCAAACCACUGCGCAAUUGCGUCGAAACUCGCGCGUCUGAGUUGGAGCCUGGGGACGAGGCUGCAUCAGUGUGACAGGUACCGGAGGUCUGCCUUUGCAGAAUUGUCAUGGCAAACUCCUAUUGCUACUAUAAUUAGCCUUAUUACGUUUUAUGCUGUUUUGCCAUAGCUGUUUGCCAUUGCUGUUUGCCAGUUUGCCAUUGCUGUUUGCCAGUGUUUUGCCUAAUGUUUUCCAUUGCGGUCAUUUGACUGACAAGGUUAGAUCGCCGAAUACUCUGCUGUUAACAGCACCCUGAUGAGAGCAUUUGCUAUGCCCACAUAAGAAUUACACAGAAGAGUUGAGAAAAAUCGCAUGCAAACUCUCGCUAUAAUAGGGACGGGUCAUGAUAUUUAUUUAUACAAUGAUUUAUUGAUACAAUGAUUUAUUUAGGUAACGAAACUGUCGCAAGUGUUAAUCGAGACUUUUACGAUGACGUCGCCCCAGAAGCAAAGGAGUCUGAAGACAUAUCAGCUGAAGGUAAUAUGUUCAAAAUUCCACUAACCUUCCUAUGGGUAAUACUUCGGUCAUUCUGAGAAGAAAUAUAAUAUAUCUUGAGUUAAACUGAAAGUCAUCUUGAUAAUUUUCACUGUAGAACGAAUGAAGGUUCCAACUCUCACCCGCGUUUGACCAUCAACUUUUCAACUUCCAAAUGAGAAUUGUUGAGAACAGGGGGCUCUAAAACACAGCGUUUUACAGCGCCUUGAUGAGAGCUUUUGCUACGCGCGCUAAUUAUACACAAGAGUUGAGAAAAAUCCCAUGCAAACUCUCGCUAUAUGAGGGACGGAUCAUGCAGUCUUAAACCUUGGUCAAAGAAGAAUGAGAGUCGAGAAGCGAGAGUUUGCAUGAGAGUUGAUGAGAGUUGAGAAGCGAGAGUUUGCAUGAGAGUUGAUGAGAGUUGAGAAGUGAGAGUUUGCAUGAGAGUUGAUGAAUGUUGAUGAGAGUAGAGAAGCGAGAGUUUGCAUGAGAGUUGAUGAGAGUAGAGAAGUGAGAGUUUACAUGAGAGUUGAUGAGAGUUGAGAAGCUAGAGUUUGCAUGAGAGUUGAUGAGAUUUGAGAAGUGAGAGUUUGCAUGAAAGUUGAUGAGAGUUGAGAAGAGAGAGUUUACAUGAGAGUUGAUGAGAGUUGAGAAGUGAGAGUUUGCAUGAGAGUUGAUGAGAGUAGAGAAGCGAGAGUUUGCAUGAGAGUUGAUCAGAGUUGAGAAGAGAGAGUUUACAUGAGAGUUGAUGAGAGUUGAGAAGUGAGAGUUUGCAUGAGAGUUGAUGAGAGUAGAGAAGCGAGAGUUUGCAUGAGAGUUGAUCAGAGUUGAGAAGAGAGAGUUUACAUGAGAGUUGAUGAGAGUUGAGAAGUGAGAGUUUGCAUGAGAGUUGAUGAGAGUAGAGAAGCGAGAGUUUGCAUGAGAGUUGAUCAGAGUUGAGAAGAGAGAGUUUACAUGAGAGUUGAUGAGAGUUGAGAAGUGAGAGUUUGCAUGAGAGUUGAUGAGAGUAGAGAAGCGAGAGUUUGCAUGAGAGUUGAUCAGAGUUGAGAAGAGAGAGUUUACAUGAGAGUUGAUGAGAGUUGAGAAGUGAGAGUUUGCAUGAGAGUUGAUGAGAGUAGAGAAGCGAGAGUUUGCAUGAGAGUUGAUCAGAGUUGAGAAGAGAGAGUUUACAUGAGAGUUGAUGAGAGUUGAGAAGUGAGAGUUUGCAUGAGAGUUGAUGAGAGUAGAGAAGCGAGAGUUUGCAUGAGAGUUGAUCAGAGUUGAGAAGAGAGAGUUUACAUGAGAGUUGAUGAGAGUUGAGAAGUGAGAGUUUGCAUGAGAGUUGAUGAGAGUAGAGAAGCGAGAGUUUGCAUGAGAGUUGAUCAGAGUUGAGAAGAGAGAGUUUACAUGAGAGUUGAUGAGAGUUGAGAAGUGAGAGUUUGCAUGAGAGUUGAUGAGAGUAGAGAAGCGAGAGUUUGCAUGAGAGUUGAUGAGAGUAGAGAAGUGAGAGUUUACAUGAGAGUUGAUGAGAGUUGAGAAGCGAGAGUUUGCAUGAGAGUUGAUGAGAUUUGAGAAGUGAGAGUUUGCAUGAAAGUUGAUGAGAGUUGAGAAGCGAGAGUUUGCAUGAGAGUUGAUGAGAGUUAACAAGCGAGGUUUUGCAUGAAAGUUUUCUGAACUCUCGCUUCUCAACUCUCAUUCUCGUUUGAUCGCGGCGGAUCGCGGCGAUCAAACGAUCCGAUCAAACGCCGCGAUCGUUUGAUCGCGGCGGUUUAUUAGGGACGGAUCACGCAGUCUUAAGCCUUCAUCUGACGAGAAUGAGAGCCGAGAAGCGAGAGUUUGCAUCAGAGUUCAUGAGAGUUGAGAAGCGAGAGUUUGCAUGAGAGUUGAUGAGAGUUGACAAGCGAGAGUUUGCAUGAGAGUUGAUGAGAAUUGAGAAGUGAGAGUUGACAUGAGAGUUGAUGAGAGUUGAGAAGCGAGAGUUUGCAUGAGAGUUGAUGAGAGCUGAGAAGUGAGAGUUUACAUGAGAGUUGAUGAAAGUUGAGAAGUAAGAGUUUGCAUGAGAGUUGAUGAGAGUUGAUGAGAGUUGAGAAGUGAGAGUUUGCAUGAGAGUUGAGAAGCGAGAGUUUGCAUGAGAGUUGAUGAGAGUUGAGAAGUGAGAGUUUGCAUGAGAGUUGAUGAGAGUUGAGAAACGAGAGUUUGCAUGAGAGUUGAUGAGAUUUGAGAAGUGAAAGUUUGCAUGAGAGUUGAUGAGAGUUGAGAAGCGAGAGUUUACAUGAGAGUUGAUGAGAGUUAACAAGCGAGAUUUUGCAUGAAAGUUUUCUGAACUCUCGCUUCUCAAUUCUCAUUCUCGUUUGAUCGCGGCAUUAUCAUAUCUUCUUUUGUUUCUAAAGGCAACACAUCAGAUUACGAAGAGGUUGGAGGGCCAUCAAGUGUAGACAAGACUUCUGGGUUCGAAACACCAGGCCAAAAUAAAACCUAUGAAGAGCCCGAAUUAUCGCCAGAAAAUCCUGUUUAUACUGAGCUUGAUGAGAACCGAAUCCACGGCAGAAAUACAACGGAAGGCAGUACCUAUCAGAAACUAGUAAAGCAAGAUUCAGAUUAUGUUAUACCAGCUCACGAAAGAGGAGAGUCGUACGAAGACAUCAAAAUGGGAAGAAACUUACCAGACGACACGGAGCUGGAUCAAAGGAAACGCGAAGUUGAUGAUUACCAAAAGUUGGUGAAAACCUGA
This is a messenger RNA of Paramuricea clavata, 14606 nucleotides long. Lineage: Eukaryota; Metazoa; Cnidaria; Anthozoa; Malacalcyonacea; Plexauridae. The record is from the annotation of a GenBank genome assembly.